AUGUACGUUUCUGCUGUCUUCGUUGACUUCAAGAUCCGACCGGCAGCAGUAAAGAAGGGAGAAAUUGCCGUUUGCAGCACUUCUUCCCAAGCUGCAGCAGUAGCAGCAACUACUACAGGAACGACAAAGACAACAAUACCUAUUCAAUGGCAGCAGAAGAAGGGCGGAGGCGAUCGCAAAUUCUACCUCAAUCACCAAGCUUGCUACUUCUAUCUCUACUGCCUCUGUCAUUAUCACCACGAGAAUGGAAUUGCCGCUGAUUUCAGCCUGAUUCCAUCCUUUCCUUCAUCUUCUCUUAAAUGA
Molecule: messenger RNA, 303 nt
Organism: Echinococcus granulosus
Lineage: Eukaryota; Metazoa; Platyhelminthes; Cestoda; Cyclophyllidea; Taeniidae
Exons: 2
Coding region: 1-303 (100 amino acids)
Source: RefSeq, a predicted model, not a curated record